AUGACAGUAAAAUUAACAAAGUCAGUGAUAACGAUGGGUGCAAAUCACAGGAACAAAGGCCUGAGUUCACAAAUUCUCUAUAUAAACUGCAACAAGAAAAAAUUUUGCUUGGCACAAUCCACACAACUUUUCAUCACAAACUUGAUCGCGCAAUUAAAUGAAGAGUCAUUGAACGCAAGAGAGGGCAAACAAGGAGAGAAACUGUUGUUGUCGGCAACAAUGGAACCUGGAGCUCCAACGAUGAUGGAAAUGAUAGUUGAGUUGAGAGGGAGAGAUAUGGAUGAGAUGGAGAGAUAUGGAGGAGGGGGAGAGCUAUGA
This is a messenger RNA of Helobdella robusta, 318 nucleotides long. RefSeq lists its product as hypothetical. NCBI's taxonomy places the organism in Eukaryota, Metazoa, Annelida, Clitellata, Rhynchobdellida, Glossiphoniidae. Bases 1 to 318 code for a protein of 105 amino acids. The record is from RefSeq and is a predicted model, not a curated record. The transcript is spliced from 2 exons.